Molecule: messenger RNA, 1290 nt
Organism: Naumovozyma castellii
Lineage: Eukaryota; Fungi; Ascomycota; Saccharomycetes; Saccharomycetales; Saccharomycetaceae
Gene: SPN1
Product: transcription factor SPN1
Exons: 1
Coding region: 1-1290 (429 amino acids)
Source: RefSeq, a predicted model, not a curated record
AUGAGCGAUUUAACCACAGAUCAGACAACGUCUAUUGAUCCAGCAUUCGCUGAAUCCACUGCCACCACAACAACAACGACAGAAGAACCAGCUACUCUCGACUCCACCCCUACACAGGAGGUAGGAGAAAGUCCAAAUCAACAUAGUAAUGCUGUAUCUGAUGUGGAUGGUGCUGGUUCAAAGGAGGACUCUGCACCAAUGACAGAGACAGCAAACUAUGCAGAUAUUGAGAAUGAUGACAAUAUUCCCGUGGCUACUACUAAUACUGCCAAUGGUGGGGAAAGAACACGUAAACAUAUCGAAACCACUGCUUCUGAUAAUGAAAGUGAUGAUGACUUACGCAAGAUGAGUGCUCCACAUUUACCAAAAAGUGCUUCGCUUGAUGUUACUGAAAACUUGAAUGAUAAUGCAUUUGAAGAUCCACACAGGAAACGUAGAGAAUUGGAAGAUAAACUAGACCGUAUAUUGAAAAAGCCAAAGGUUAGAAGGACAAGAAGAGAUGAAGAUGAUUUGGAACAAUAUCUAGAUGAGAAAAUCUUAAGGUUGAAGGAUGAAAUGAACAUAGCCGCACAAAUGGAUAUCGAUACAUUAAACAAGAGAAUUGAAACUGGGAAUACCUCAUUAAUUGCCAUGCAAAAGGUUAAAUUGCUACCUAAGGUUUCAAGUGUUUUAUCAAAGGCAAAUUUAGCAGAUACGAUUUUAGAUAAUAACUUACUACAGAGUGUUAGAAUUUGGCUAGAGCCAUUACCAGAUGGAUCAUUACCUGCAUUUGAGAUUCAAAAAUCUUUAUUUGCAGCACUAAAUGAUCUGCCUAUUAAGACAGAACAUUUAAAAGAAAGUGGGUUGGGAAGAGUUGUUAUCUUUUAUACCAAAUCAAAGCGUGUUGAGCCACAAUUGGCAAAACUAGCUGAAAAACUAAUUGCUGAAUGGACACGUCCUGUUAUAGGGGCUUCAGAUAAUUAUAGAGAUAAGAGAAUCAUGGAAUUAGAAUUUGAUUCAGAAAAAUUAAGAAAGAAAUCUGCAUUGGGUAGUGCCAAGAGCAGGAGAAAGAGACCAUCCGAGACAUCAGGAGGAUCGACCGCACAAACGUUAUAUGAACAAGCAGCAGCUAGAAGAAAUAGAGCAGCAGCACCAGCUCAAACAACCACUGAUUAUAAAUACGCUCCUGUUAAUCACUUAGCAUCAGUUAGUUCUACGGCUAGAACUACUGGUGUUGGUUCUACAUUAAACAAUAGUGAGAUGUAUAAGAGAUUGGCAUCAAGACUAAAUAAGCACAAGAGAGCUAAAUAA